Polypterus senegalus (gray bichir) is the source of this 1222-nucleotide messenger RNA. RefSeq names its product R3H domain containing 4 (gene r3hdm4). Gene Ontology annotation, molecular function: nucleic acid binding. NCBI's taxonomy places the organism in Eukaryota, Metazoa, Chordata, Cladistia, Polypteriformes, Polypteridae. The coding region runs from base 110 to 886 and encodes 258 amino acids. The transcript is spliced from 8 exons. The record is from RefSeq and is a predicted model, not a curated record.
GUCACUUCCUUAAAAGGAGGCCGAGACGGCUGGGUUUGUUUUUGGACCCGUAGACUCCACCGUUAAAAUUCGCGAGGCCUGCUUGGACCGAUUCGGUGCUGUUAAAGCUAUGGUGGUGCUAAAUAGUGGCGGCGAUUUCGGCGAGCGGUACCGGCUGACCAGCGACUGCUCGUCUUCACUGCCAAACUCUCCGGUCAAGCGGGUGUCUCCUGCCAAGAAGAAGCAGUACUUCAUCAGCCAGGCCAUCCGCAACUCGGACCUGACGCCCAAAGCCAAAGGCCGCAAGAGCCUGCGCCGCCUGGAAAACACUCGGUAUCUGGCAGACCUUCUCGAGAGGGAUGAAGUUUCUAAAGAAGAUGGAGACCCAAGUGAGCCUGCAGCCCCCUCCAUAUUUACGGAGGCGCACACCAACAGUAACUAUGUGCAGCUCUGGAACGACUUCUUGAAUCGCACCGGGGAGGAGCAGGAGAAGCUGCUGAUGUUCAUCGAAGAGCAAGCCAGGAGGAAACAUGGCGCCAAACUGUCCGAGCCGAUGGAGGAGGACAAGAGAGAAGAGGACCCUGCCUACACGCCCCACCUGUGCUUCCAGAGGAUCAAUAAGCGGCUGCGCAUCACGCUGAAGCGAAAGCAGAUCCCCAUGGCCUUCCUCGAUUGCCUGGAAGAGGACCUGAGGACAUUCUUCUCUGCUCAUCCUCAAUCCGUUUACACCGCCGUGCUGGAGAACAGCUACGAGCGGCUGCUGCUCCACGGUGUCUGCCAGUACAUGGCGCUGACCUCAGCCAGCUUGGACCGCGACGGCAAGCGGCAGACCAGAGUCGUCAAUCACCAGAAGGAGUUCCUGCCCCCCGGCCUGCUGCUCUCCACCUACCUGGAGCAACUGAGCUGACCCCGCGGGCCUGGCGGGGGGGCUUCGCCCGCUACGGGCACGGCGCCGGGGGUGGCGCUCCCGUAGGUGGCGCCGUUAGGAAUGUCGCAGCACUUGGGAUUUUCUUGUUUGUGUCGCACUCUUUGUGUGUUGUUUGUUGUAGUCGGGGGGCUCGGAGCGUCACUUGGGGGUCUGCGUUGACACCAUGUGUAGUUCAGUGGAUUUUACAGCGAGUGCAAUUGUUUAAUGACCCGCGGGGUCGCCGUGUGCGAGGGGAUCGAGUUUACCGUUCGCAUGUAGAGGAUCGAGACCGACUUUGCAUUUCCGUCAAGAAAAGAAUAAACCGUGACAAAGUGG